AUGGCUAACAACGUGACCGUUACCAAAGAAGCUACUAAGCGUACAUUCACCUGCAGUUUCUUCCGUGAGGAUAUGACACAUCUGGUUCAGUUGAGCGCUUUAGUUAGUGGGCAUAACUUGGAUGAGUUCAGAAAGACGUAUGGCCAUAUCUUGCACAUGUUGACUUCUCACGUUGAUGAAUGGGCUCUAUACACGCUGCUUCAAUUCUAUGAUUCUGAGCUACGCUGUUUCACCUUUCGAGACUAUCAACUGGCUCCUACCCUUGAAGAGUAUGCUGACAUUCUCAAGAUUAAGGUUCAACGUAAAAUCCCUUUUGUGUGUGUACCUGAGAAGCCAAGAAUGGACCGAAUUGCUGGUGCUCUUUAUUUGAGCAUAAAGGACGUUACAGGUAACUGGAAGCCUAAUGGUGGAACCCACGGAUUCCAUGUGAAAUUUCUGAUAAAGAAGGCCGACACCCUUACUGUUGAGAAGAGAUGGAAAGAAUUCAACGCUCUCCUAGCCGUUAUGAUAUAUGGUUUGGUGUUGUUCCCGAAUAUUCCAAAUUUCGUCGAUCUAACUGUUGUCUGUCUCUUCAUGGAUCAAAAUCCUGUGCCCACUCUUUUAGCAGAUACUUAUUAUACCAUUCAUUCCAGGUAUGGAAAGAAAGGAUCAGUUGGGAGUUGUUUACCGUUGCUAUAUGAGUGGUUCACUUCACACUUGCCUAAAAUUGGGCCGUUUGUUACGACGAAAGACUCACAGAAAUGGCCCCAAAGGAUCAUGGGGCUUACUGCAAACGACAUUGUCUGGUGUCCUAUCGGAAUGGGCAUAGAGGAAGUUAUAACUUGUUGUGGCACUUUUGACAAUGUUCCCCUCAUAGGAACGAGAGGUGUUAUCAAUUAUAAUCCUAAGCUAGCUCUACGUCAGCUGGGUUUUGCACUUAAAGACAAGCCUUUAGACAAAGAGAUAUUCGAAUCUGUUUGCUUUGAGAAGGGGACUGAUCCAGAGGGAUUGAAAAAAGUAAGAAGCGCCUGGAAUAGCAUCCACACAGAUAACCAGACUUCCCUAGGUGAGAAGAAUGCCGUUGCCAACCAAGCCUAUACAAAUUGGGUCGAAGAAAGAGUUAAAGAUCGCCUGUUGCCUUUCCCGAAGGUUAACCCAUUGUACGAGCAACCACCUGAGGUUCCAACCGCCACUAUGCCUGCUGAGAAUUGCAUCCAAGCGAAUAUGGAAGGCACCCAGUUGCAUGAAAAGAGUUCCGACGCGCAACUAAAACACUAUCUUGUAGAUCAGGAAAAGACUGGGUUGACACACGAAGCCAAAAUGCUGAAGGAAGGAUCUUCCAGAGUUCAAAAGAGGGCUAGAACGGAAAAGGGUGAAAGAGAUACUACUGUUGUUGUUGAGGAUCACCAGAAGAUCAUAAAAAGGGCCAUAAAAGAGGCAUAA
Messenger RNA from Vicia villosa (hairy vetch), 1422 nucleotides. RefSeq lists its product as uncharacterized. NCBI's taxonomy places the organism in Eukaryota, Viridiplantae, Streptophyta, Magnoliopsida, Fabales, Fabaceae. The record is from RefSeq and is a predicted model, not a curated record. The transcript has a single exon. Bases 1 to 1422 code for a protein of 473 amino acids.